Messenger RNA from Plectropomus leopardus (leopard coralgrouper), 618 nucleotides. Its product is annotated as T cell receptor alpha variable 18. The record is from RefSeq and is a predicted model, not a curated record. Lineage: Eukaryota; Metazoa; Chordata; Actinopteri; Perciformes; Serranidae.
GCUCAGGCUGUGUUCGGUGUACAGUCGUCAGUAGAGGGAAGAACGCAGGGCUGCGAAUGAGUCGUAUCACUGGGAUCAGGUUCCUCCCUCUAAUCCAGCGCCUCAGUGUCGAUGAAGACUAAACACAGAGAUCACGGCCUUCUUUACACUCGCUGUGGCUCAGAGUUACUCAGCGCUGCAGAUAUGACUCCUCUGUUCAUCUCAGUGCUGCUGGCUGCUGUGAGCUUUGAGUGCAGAGCACAGAAAGACAACGUGCUGCAACCAGACGGAGAUGUGACUGCUGCUGAGGGAGAGGCAGGAACACUCGGCUGUCACUACAACAGCACUUCAACAAAUAUAAAUCUCCUCUGGUACAAACAGGAUGGAAACAACAGCCCCAAAUUCAUCCUGAGCCGCUAUAAACUGGACGAAGGGAACACACCAGACGAGUCCAGAGAGAGAUUUUCAUCCACACUGAACUCCACCUUCAGAUCAGCUCCUCUGAAGAUCCAGAAGCUUCAGCUGUCUGACUCUGCUGUGUACUACUGUGCUCUGCAGCCCACAGUGACAGGAAACACCAAAACUGUGUACAAAAACAUGAUGAGCAAAGACAACACAAUACUCCACAACAUCCACUAG